AUGGAGCAAUUAUUCAGGAACCAAAAGUUGAAUGUUAGUAUAAGAACCGUUAAGAGUGGUGAGGAGGUACUGUUCUAUGCAAAGGAUGUGGCAGAAUCACUAGGGUACUUAGGAAACAGAAUAAGGUAAGCGUAGAGGAGCUCCGCAUGGGGGGCGAAUCGCCCCCCUUCGAAAAAUGUCACCCACAAAUGAUCCUGCUAUACGAACCCGGUUUGUACCAGCUAAUAUGUAGCUCGAGGCUUCCAAUAGCAGAGGACUUUCAGGAUUGGGUAUUCAAGGAAGUACUUCCAUCUAUCCGUAAAACGGGCUCAUACAAAUUACCAGAAUCUAAGCCACUUUACUGUAAUCAAAUGAGAUUAAUUAAUGAGACGGACCUUCAUUAUGCUGUUGUAGAAUAUCUUAAAAAGUACCACCCAAAAGCUCUAAUCCUACCGGGACUAGGAGAGUACCAGGAUACGUCACAAAAGAGAUGUGACGCCUGGAAAAAGGGAUACCUGGGCGGACAACCCGAUCUCACAAUAGUAACUCCAAGUAAUGGUUUUAAUGGAUUCGCAAUAGAACUUAAGACCCCGAAGGGUACAGGUGAAGUUAAGGACAACCAGGUAGCUUGGAUAAGGGAGUUAGGUAAAAACGGAUACCGGACAUUAAUAUCUAACAAUUACACGGAAAUAGUGCUAGAUAUAGAGGAGUACUUUAGGGUCGACAAUAUAAAGAAACUCCUAAAGGAAAUAAAGAAUCUUAAGAUAAAGUGUAAGACUCUGAAGGCUAGUCAGUGUAAGGAAGUUGUAAUUCAAAGAAUUGGUUACACAGUAGGUAAGUACUAGAGUGCAAGUGCUUGGCGAAUACUGUCGGGUAUUUUCUAAGCAGUUCCAUCAUACUGCCAAGUAGAUUUGAGACAUCUCACAGGUAAAUUUAAGUUAUCUCACCAGUUAUCUCACCAGUAGAUUUAAGUUAUCUUGCAAGUAGAUCUGAGUUAUCUUGCAAGUAAAUUUAAGCUAGGUGUCUUACAAGUAGAAUUAAAGAUGUCUCAUAAGAUGAAACCAAGUUAAACCUAAGGUAUCUUACAAGUAGAAUGGAAGAUAAACCUGAGCAAAUUCAAGUACCAGUAACAAGUGAAAAGAAGAAGGACCCAAAAAGAGUAGCUGCAGGGAAACGACUAGCUGCAAUCAGUAAAAUAGCAAAGGAGAGGAAAAAGAAACUGGCAGAACCUAACGAGUCACGUAGCAAUGACAGCAUGAUUACCUACAUAGGAGUGGCCAUUGCAUUGAUAUCUCUUGUGCUAGCAUAUAAAACACAUCAGAGGGAAACUAAGAAACCAGAACCUAAGUACAUUCCUAAAACUGUAGAAGUAACUAGGAGAGCUGAUGAGUCCAAGUUAAAUUCACUUGAAUGAUACAUUAAACAUACCAUAUAUUAUAACAAGAUGAGUAAAGAAUCAAAGAUGACCACCGAAGUGUACGACGCAGUGUUACUUACAGCAGGAGCAGUUGGUAUAUCAAUGGCAUCAAAGAAAAUAUUGAAAGAACCAUUAGGUACCCCAGAGAAUGUAAAAGGAAUGGCGAUGUUAACUAUUUCAGUUAGUCUUUCGUCUCUACUGGUCUCUUACUUGAAAGAAAAGAAGUAUCUACCAGAUGAUCCAUUCAAAACCUAGGUAAAACUAUACAAUGGCAGGGGCAGUAGCAGGAGGACUCUUUAACGCAUUUGCAUUUGCGGGAGCAGGAUACUUAUUUAAAAUGUUUGACAAGAAUGGAUACGCUGAGGAAGCUCAUAGACAUAACAAGGCAAUGGAGAACCUAACAGCUGAAAGAGAGAAGUACCUCGAAGAGGUCACUGAUAGGAGAAAUAGGAUUGCCCAACUGAAGUCAGAACUAGCUGAGGCAAGUAGGGAUAUUAAGUCAACGAACCAGUCACUAGAACUCGCUAGAAGAAUCAAUGAGUUAACACAUAAGCCUAUGCCAAGGAAGCCGCAAUUGAGUAAUCACUACAAACCUAGCUCUGAGAUUGAAGAAUAUAUGACAAUCUUUGGUUUAAUUACAGGUGGGGUGGUUGGAGGGGCAGCUUAUUUAAUUCUAUAG
Messenger RNA from Paramuricea clavata, 2075 nucleotides. NCBI's taxonomy places the organism in Eukaryota, Metazoa, Cnidaria, Anthozoa, Malacalcyonacea, Plexauridae. The record is from the annotation of a GenBank genome assembly.